ACCGACGUCAACAACAACAUAGGCUAAUAUAAUAACAGUGCAGAAACGUGAAGACUACUCAUUCAUAGCUGAAUCUAAAAUAUCGGUAGUGAAUACAAACUGUGAUCAAAUUUGAAUAGUUCCAUGUCUGAUAAAAAAGUAUUUGUGACUGUAGGAACCACACAAUUUGAUGAGCUCAUACACCAUGUUUCAUCAUCUCAAACAGUGGAGGUAUUAAAGAAACUAGGAUAUACAGAGUUAAUGCUACAGAUAGGAAAUGGUACUGAACCAGAUAUUCCAGAUGUUAAAAACUUUGAUAUAGAAUAUUACCAAUUUAAAAACUCUUUAGAGGAAGACAUCCAAACAGCUUCAUUAGUUAUUAGUCAUGCAGGAUCAGGUAGUAUUAUGGAUGUAUUAGGAGCAAAGAAACCUCUAUUAGUAGUUAUUAAUGAAAAACUGAUGGAUAAUCAUCAGUAUGAAGUUGCUGAGAAAUUUGCUGAUGUUGGUUAUCUUUAUUAUUGUACCACUAGUAAAUUGGUAGAAACAUUAGAGUCAGUCAACUUUACAGACUUAAAGCCAUAUGUGCCUGGAGAUCCGUAUAAAUUUGCUUCAGUUUUAGACAAUAUAAUGGGAUUUUCUUUACCCAAAUCAUAGCUGUUAAUGUUGAAAUCAGUAUUGGUUGAUUUUAACAUUGUGUUCAGCUGGAAUGGGUUGUCUAUUUUAAUGUGGUUUUAUUUUAGUGUAUACAACAAUUCAUACAAUGUAUCAAUCAAGGGGUAGGCUUUUCACUUUUUUUUGUAGAACUGUGUAAGUAACGCCUAUCCCUUGACUGUUUUUUGGUACCCUGCGAGGCACAGGGGUAUUGUAGAGCAAGUAUUGAAAGGUUUUCCAAAAUUGGCAUUUGUAAUGGUAAAAAUUUGCAGCAACUGGCUAUACAAACAUGGAGUGGAGCAACUCCUUUAAAAUGUGACAUUUUGAGUCUGGCCCAAACCGUGACAAUAUUAAGGCCGAGGAUUAGUAGGGCCAGAUUUGUUAUAGAAACAAUUUGGUUGUUAGGUGAAUUGCAUACAAGAAAUCGUAUUGUUAUCUGACAUAAAAAUAUCAUUUUGAUAAAUGAGGGUAGUUUACAGAAUAAAUAAUGACCUCAACAUGACCUCGUUUCAAGGAGACACUACUGUAUGUGGACUUGAGUGGGUGAAUUGAAUUUUGCUAAUUAUUUUUGUGGGAAUUGUAAAAACAACUUUUGGCAUUGGCAAAAAUAAUUACGGUGGAAUUCAAGUACAGUUAAAUUUUGUAUACCGAGCUAACGAUAUCUGUAGAGGUGUGGCAUUAACCUUACUGUACCAUGUACAAAUUACAAUUGUACAUUAAUAUUAAGGUCUAGGUCAAAAUGGAGGUUUGGUUUAUUUAUGUUUUUCCUAGAGGGUUUUAAAUAUAGUUAUUUUGUGUUUGUAUCUCUUGUUCAAGUAUAGGGGAGGCAUAUUUUCUGGGUUUGGAUUCAAAACUAUAUGUAGCUUUUAAAAUCAAAAUCAAUUAAAAUUUUCAAGGAAAUCAAAAUAUAAACAAAAUGACGUCUAUAUUCAGGAUUAAAUUGUUUUGGCUAACUUGUUGGCUGUGGAAUUAUUUACUUGCUUGAAGGAAAAGUUUACCAUGAAAUCAAUGAUAGUACUUGAAAUUAUCAACAAUUUUGUUAUGUUCAUGGAUAAAAAAUUUGAUCUGCAACAAGAUAUCACAUUAAAGUUUUGUAAAG
This is a messenger RNA of Lottia gigantea (owl limpet), 1729 nucleotides long. RefSeq lists its product as hypothetical. The transcript has 5 exons. Gene Ontology annotation, biological process: dolichol-linked oligosaccharide biosynthetic process. Bases 124 to 633 code for a protein of 169 amino acids. Gene Ontology annotation, molecular function: hexosyltransferase activity. The record is from RefSeq and is a predicted model, not a curated record. Lineage: Eukaryota; Metazoa; Mollusca; Gastropoda; Lottiidae.